CCCUGCCUAAUCCCUAGGCCAACUUCACCUGGGCCGCCCAACUUCCCGCACCAGGCCCACCUAAUCCUAACCCUAGGCCCGAGCGAACCCCCAUCUCCCCAAUCCCCUGGUCCUCUCCCUUUCGUUCCCACCAGCGCCGUCAAGAGGGGAUCUCGAUCCCCAUCUCCCUCCAGCGCUCUGCUCGAACCCCCCUCCUCUCACUCUCUUCCUCACGCUCCAGGGAGGAGCACCAAGCCCUCACACUCUGCCCUCACGCGCGAGCUCAACCUUGACCCGCCGAGUGCCUCUUCCACUUGCACCUUGUCGCGCCUCCCUCUGCUGCCACUCCAGCUGCUCGCGUCGCGCCUCUGCGCCACCAUCUAGCCAUGGUGCCCGGACCGGCCUCCCGCGCACACAUAGAGGGACGGCGCCCUUGCCUUCGUCCCCGGCCGGCAUCUCCUUCCUCCGUCCCGUUCGCCUCCUCCCUCAACCACGCCAGCCACCGGAGUCGUUGCUGGUUGCUGCCCUCCGUCGCGCCAUCCAUCCGUCCAUCUCCCUGUGCCGCGCCUCGACAACACGGAGGCCCGAGCUUCGGCUGGGAGCAGCCGCAGCUACGUCGUGCCCCACCACCAAGCAGUCGUGCAUCAGUGGCCAUCUCUCCUCCACCAUCAGUGCCCGACGACUCUGUUCCAUGCCUUGCUGCUGCUGCAGGCCAUGAGCUCUCCGGCUACCGCAGAAACACCAUGGUCAAGACCAACUCCGCGAAGAACGCAAGACGCAUCCUCCGUGCACCCCCGCUUGUGGCUGUUAACGUCAAGACCAUCUCGGUUUUCGCCAAGAACCACCACCGGCAAGUACAACUACACCACGUUGAUACAAGUCCCACUACCGUUGCCUUCGGAAGCCUCGGAUCCGUCAAGUCCCUCGACGACAAGUGCAUGACUGUGACGCCCGGACUACGAGACCGACGCUGCCGCUGACCAGUUCGACUACGGAGUUGACGACCCCUCUC
Triticum aestivum (bread wheat) is the source of this 991-nucleotide messenger RNA. RefSeq lists its product as uncharacterized. Bases 366 to 959 code for a protein of 197 amino acids. The record is from RefSeq and is a predicted model, not a curated record. NCBI's taxonomy places the organism in Eukaryota, Viridiplantae, Streptophyta, Magnoliopsida, Poales, Poaceae. The transcript has 2 exons.